UCAAUUUAGUUGAUGAGGUUGCUCUUAUUGCCUUGAAAGCCCAUAUCACAUAUGAUUCCCAAGGCAUUUUGGCAACAAAUUGGUCUACCAAAAGCUCCUAUUGUAGUUGGUAUGGUAUUUCUUGCAACGCUCCUCAACAAAGAGUUUCUGCAAUCAAUCUCUCUAACAUGGGUCUCCAAGGAACUAUUGUGCCACAAGUCGGCAACCUCUCUUUUCUUGUUUCCCUUGAUCUCAGUAAUAACUACUUCCAUGCGUCUCUUCCCAAGGAUAUUGGUAAGUGCAAAGAGCUUCAACAACUGAAUUUAUUUAAUAAUAAAUUGGUUGGAAGCAUUCCAGAAGCCAUUUGUAAUUUAUCAAAACUUGAAGAGCUAUAUCUUGGCAAUAAUCAGUUGAUCGGUGAAAUUCCAAAGACGUUCAGUCAUCUUCGUAAUCUGAAGAUAUUGUCAUUGCGAAUGAACAACUUAACAGGUUCCAUACCUGCCACCAUUUUCAACAUAUCUUCUUUGCUCAAGAUUAGUCUCUCCUACAAUAGCCUCUCUGGAAGUCUUCCCAUGGAUAUGUGCAACACUAAUCCAAAGCUCAAGGAGCUUAAUCUUACGUCAAAUCACUUGAGUGGAAAGAUCCCCACCGGUUUAGGCCAAUGUACAAAGCUUCAAGGAAUUUCCUUAUCAUAUAAUGAAUUCACAGGGAGCAUACCAAGAGCAAUUGGUAAUUUGGUGGAGCUUCAGAGAUUGUCUCUCCGCAAUAACAGCUUGACAGGAGAAAUACCUCAAUCACUGUUCAACAUCUCUUCAUUGAGGUUUUUGCGUCUGGGAGAAAAUAACCUAGUAGGUAUCCUCCCUACAGGCAUGGGUUAUGAUCUUCCCAAGCUUGAAAUCAUUGAUCUCUCAACCAAUCAAUUCAAAGGUGAAAUCCCCUCCAGCUUGUCGCAUUGUCGACAGCUCCGAGGGCUAUCAUUAUCACUCAAUCAGUUCACCGGAGGCAUACCACAAGCCAUAGGGAGCUUAUCGAAUCUUGAAGAAGUAUAUCUUGCUUAUAACAAUUUGGCAGGUGGAAUUCCUAGAGAGAUUGGGAAUCUUUCAAAUUUAAAUAGUUUGCAGCUUGGGUCUAGUGGAAUAAGUGGCCCUAUUCCUCCUGAAAUUUUCAAUAUCUCUUCUUUGCAAAUGAUUGAUUUGACUGAUAAUAGCCUUCAUGGGAGUCUUCCAAUGGAUAUCUGCAAACAUCUUCAUAAUCUUCAAGGGCUUUAUCUUUCUUUCAAUCAGCUCAGUGGUCAACUUCCUACAACUCUCUCCUUAUGUGGACAAUUGCUGUCACUGUCUUUAUGGGGGAAUAGGUUCACAGGUAACAUUCCACAUUCAUUUGGUAAUUUAACCGUCUUACAGGAUCUUGAAUUGGGGGAAAACAAUAUUCAAGGUAACAUCCCCAAUGAGUUGGGGAAUCUCAUCAACUUACAGAAUUUGAAACUUAGCGUAAACAAUCUAACAGGGAUAAUACCAGAAGCUAUUUUUAACAUCUCAAAACUGCAGACCCUUUCGUUGGCACAAAAUCACUUUUCAGGCAGUCUCCCAUCAAGUAUUGGCACUCAGCUCCCCGAUCUUGAAGGGCUUGCUAUAGGAGGCAAUGAAUUCAGUGGAAUAAUUCCAAUGUCUAUUUCAAAUAUGUCAGAACUUACGGUGCUGGACAUAUGGGACAAUUUCUUCACUGGUGAUGUGCCAAAAGAUCUAGGUAGCUUGAGAAGGCUUGAAUUUCUCAACCUUGGAUUCAAUCAAUUGACCGAUGAACACUCUGCCUCUGAGGUUGGUUUUCUUACUUCUCUGACAAAUUGUAAAUUUUUGAGAAGAUUGUGGAUAGAAGAUAAUCCUUUAAAAGGUAUUCUUCCAAAUUCAUUAGGGAAUCUUUCCAUUUCUCUUGAAAGUUUUGAUGCAUCAGCCUGCCAAUUCAAAGGAGCCAUCCCCACAGGAAUUGGUAAUUUGAUCAACUUGAUUGAUUUGAGACUCAAUGAUAAUGACUUGACAGGGUUGAUUCCAAUAUCAUUUGGACACCUACAGAAGCUGCAGUGGUUCGCUAUCUCUGGAAAUCGAAUACACGGAUCCAUUCCUAGUGUUCUGUGCCAUUUGACAAACUUGGGAUACUUGGAUUUGAGUUCAAAUAAACUUUUCGGAACAAUCCCAAGCUGCUUUGGGAAUCUUACUUCACUACGAAGCAUCGAUCUUCACUCCAAUGGACUAGCUUCUGAGAUACCUUCAUCUCUGUGGACCCUUAGAGAUCUCUUGGUUCUUAACUUGUCUUCAAACUUCCUCAACUGCCAACUACCCCUAGAAGUUGGAAACAUGAAGUCCUUACUGGUAUUGGACUUGUCAAAGAACCAAUUUUCAGGGAACAUCCCAAGCACCAUAUCACUUCUUCAAAACCUGCUCCAACUUUACCUAUCCCAUAACAAGCUACAAGGUCAUAUGCCCCCAAAUUUUGGUGCUUUGGUGAGCUUGGAAUACUUGGAUCUGUCUGGGAACAAUUUUUCUGGUACUAUUCCCACGUCAUUAGAGGCUCUGAAAUAUCUUAAAUACCUAAAUGUUUCCUUCAAUAAACUACAAGGAGAGAUUCCAAACAGAGGACCCUUUGCAAACUUCACUGCUGAAUCUUUCAUCUCCAACCUAGCACUUUGUGGAGCACCUCAGUUUCAAGUCAUGGCAUGUGAGAAAGAUACUAGAAGGAACACAAAAUCACUCCUCUUGAAAUGUAUUGUGCCACUAAGUGUAUCAUUAUCAACAAUGAUACUAGUGGUUCUCUUUAUUCUAUGGAAGCGAAGACAGACAGAGUCAGAAAGUCCGGUUCAAGUUGAUUUGUUGCUUCCCAGAAUGCAUAGAUUGAUUUCACAUCAAGAACUCCUUUAUGCAACCAGCUACUUUGGUGAAGAGAAUUUGAUUGGGAAAGGAAGCUUAGGCAUGGUAUAUAAAGGCGUAUUGUCCGAUGGGCUGAUUGUUGCUGUGAAGGUUUUCAAUUUGGAAUUGCAUGCAGCUUUCAAGAGUUUUGAGGUAGAAUGUGAAGUAAUGCGGAAUAUUCGCCAUCGAAAUCUUGCCAAGAUAAUCAGUAGUUGCUCGAACUUGGACUUCAAAGCCUUGGUGCUUGAGUAUAUGCCUAAAGAGAGCUUAGAGAAGUGGUUGUACUCUCACAACUACUGUUUGGAUUUUAUCCAAAGAUUAAAAAUUAUGAUAGAUGUGGCAUCAGGGCUAGAGUAUCUCCAUCAUGAUUAUUCAAAUCCUGUGGUUCACUGUGACUUAAAGCCCAGCAAUGUCUUGUUAGAUGAUGACAUGGUUGCACACAUAAGUGACUUUGGCAUUGCAAAACUGUUGAUGGGAAGUGAGUUUAUGAAGCGAACCAAAACCUUAGGCACCAUAGGCUACAUGGCACCAGAGUAUGGUUCAGAGGGAAUAGUAUCCACAAAAUGUGAUACAUAUAGUUAUGGGAUCAUAUUGAUGGAAAUUUUUGUGAGGAAGAAGCCUACAGAUGAAAUGUUCGUGGAGGAACUAACCUUGAAGAGUUGGGUGGAGUCAUCAGCCAACAACAUAAUGGAGGUUAUAGAUGCCAAUCUCUUGACAGAAGAAGAUGAAAGUUUUGCCUUAAAACAAGCUUGUUUUUCUUCCAUCAUGACAUUAGCUCUUGAUUGUACAAUUGAGCCUCCUGAGAAGAGGAUUAACAUGAAAGAUGUGGUAGCUAGACUCAAGAAGAUCCUAAAUCAAAUUGUUGAUGUAAGAACUCCAUAAGAAGAAGAAGGCAUGGAGAUUGUGUCCUCUUAUUCCACCCUGAGCUUGUUUAAGAGUUCACAAAUUAAGAAUUGAGGGACUAUUGGGCAUGGCUGCCAAGUAUUGAAAGUUAGUUAUUAUAUGAACUCUAUGCAAGUUAU
Messenger RNA from Vitis riparia (riverbank grape), 3901 nucleotides. RefSeq names its product receptor kinase-like protein Xa21. Gene Ontology annotation, molecular function: ATP binding; protein binding; protein kinase activity. Lineage: Eukaryota; Viridiplantae; Streptophyta; Magnoliopsida; Vitales; Vitaceae. The transcript is spliced from 4 exons. Bases 168 to 3761 code for a protein of 1197 amino acids. The record is from RefSeq and is a predicted model, not a curated record. Gene Ontology annotation, biological process: protein phosphorylation.